This is a messenger RNA of Polistes canadensis, 2410 nucleotides long. It is a transcript of the gene Cad96Cb, whose product is annotated as protocadherin Fat 4. Gene Ontology annotation, cellular component: membrane. Gene Ontology annotation, biological process: homophilic cell-cell adhesion. The annotation marks the transcript as partial. The transcript is spliced from 16 exons. The record is from RefSeq and is a predicted model, not a curated record. Lineage: Eukaryota; Metazoa; Arthropoda; Insecta; Hymenoptera; Vespidae. Gene Ontology annotation, molecular function: calcium ion binding.
UAUUUGAUUAUUAUAACAGUGAUCCGAGAUACGAGAUGUUUCUUGGAAAACGGUGCUACGGCUGCUCACCUCUUUGUCAACGAGGAUCACGCAGUUGGAGAUAUCGUCGGCGUACUUGGUGUUUUAGGAGAUCCAGGACCACACGGGGACAUUAAAUUGAGACUUCAAGAACUCGAUAGUCCUGUUGAGUUUUCACCUUACUCGAAAAACUUAACAUUAACAAGACCAUUAGAUAAGGAAGGUGUUGACGGACCUGCAAGCGUUUACGUCAACGUCAUAUGCGAAAGAAAGCGUACAUUAGAUCCAGGUUUCGUGAUACCGGUUAAUAUUCGCGUGACUGAUGCCAAUGAUAAUGCUCCCCAAUUCGUAAACGCACCUUACGUAUUAAAUAUUUCUGAGGUCACGGUCGUUGGUACAAGAGUAUUGCAGGGUGUUCGAGCAGUGGAUGCAGAUCAACCAGGGCCUUAUUCUACUGUACAAUAUGCCGUUUUACCGGGACCUCAUUCUGAAUACUUCGUUUUUGUGAAUGCAUUAGAGGGUACGUUAGUAUUAAGAAAACCAUUGGAUUACGAAGUUCUUACAAAUUUUUCUAUCGAUAUUCGAGCACAAGAUCAGGGUAAUCCACCACGAUCCUCGACAACGACGUUAUACGUAAACGUAAUUGAUGCCGAUGAUCAAAAUCCUGCGUUUCUCAAUGAUCAGUACAAAGUCAAAGUUCCUUCUCAAAUGAAAACGAGAACACAUUUGAAAGUGGAACCAGCAUCAAUAAAGGCUGUUGAUCAAGAUAGUGGUAUAAAUGCACCCGUUAGAUAUACCAUUCAAGGAGGAAUUUUACCUUUCCUUAUAUUAAAUCCUGAUACUGCUGAAAUAUCUAUUAUAAGAUCGUUGCAAGAUAAUGAAUUGUUAUCUCCAGCUACGAUUGUCGUUAAAGCCACUCAGAUAGACAAUCCUGAUAGGUAUGCAUUGGCAACUAUUGUUGUAUCUCGAGAGGAUGCUUAUGGAACAGGUCCUACAGCAGGAGGCCGAAUACCUACAAAAUUUACCCUGAAAGAUUAUCAAGUAAAAAUUCCAGAAAACACGCCCUCGGGUAGCGUUAUUUUAACCAUGAGUGUCAAUAAAGCUGAUACUACAUUAAAAUUUUGGCUUGUAGGAGCAGCCGAAGAUUUGGAAAGGUUUUCUGUAACACCUUCUGGCGAAUUAAUAUUAAAGGGUACACUUGAUUAUGAGAAAAGAACUCAACAUAGUUUUUUGGUCCAAGUUACUGAUGGUUACUUUAACGAUACGUCUAGAGUGAAUGUAUCAAUCGAGGAUGUUAACGAAUGGGAACCUAGAUUUCGACAUCCCAGAUAUGAAUUUCAUGCACGUUCUUUAAAAGAAGGUUCUAUCGUUGGAAGAUUGGAAGCAGCGGAUGGUGACAGAGAUGAUACGGUUCGAUUAUCUUUAAGGGGUCCGGAUGCAAGAUCAUUCGAAAUACACGAUAAUGGCGAAUUGAUUUUGAGAUCAGCAAACACCAUAAACGGUUCUAUGGCACGUUUGGUAGCUGUUGUAUCGGAUUCGGGACGUCCUCCGAGAUCGAGUAUGGUACCUGUAAUAGUUCACAUGCCGAACGGUGCAUCGUUACCUGUUGCUGCAAGAGCUGCACCUGCUUGGUUAGGUAGCAGCGUCCUUUUGGUUGCAGUUUUUGGUGCUGUUUUAGGACUACUUGGUGUUGUCAUACUUAUUCUUAUUCUUUACAUAUACAAACAUAAGGGCAGUAAAAGUGGUGGAUCAGUAAGCUCAGUUGGAACCGGUUAUCGUGAAAAAUCCCCCGUCCCAUCAGCUUUGAGUCCAACUCCACAAGUAUUAGGUGCCAGUGCUCUUCAAGAUACAUCCGAAAAUAGUUACAGGAAACGUUCAACGACAAACGAAAGUGGAAGUAACGCUAAUGAAACCGUCACCGAUCUAGAUGCGCCUUCCACCGGUUUCGGAGAAUUGAACGAGCGUGCCUACGCUGCAACAAUCAAAAGUGUCGCGUCGGCUAGACAACUACCUCUCUAUGCUAGGCAUAAGAUUGCACCAGCACCUACGAAUCCACCUGCCUUAUCAGCAACAUCAAACAUUCCGAAUAUCGGUGGUCUUGUUCAAAACAUGAACGACUUGAGUGCGAGGAACAAUCUAGAUGCAACUUCCCACGAUUCCUCAACUUGUUCCGGUGAUCCACCGGACUCUUUGAUGACUGUCUGGCCAGUUGGAUCUAUGUCACCUAGGGUAAAAAAACUUUCUUGGGACGACGACGAUAGGACUGUUGAGAGUAUCGACGUGAGAGCAGAAACCAGGCCAGGAAGCACUAAAACUGAAACCGAACGUCUAAAUCUUACCGUUUAUUUUUGAAAGUUUAAUUAUUAUGUUUUUUAUUUAAUUUAACGACGAU